AUGCUUGAGAAAGGGGUACAACAGUUUGCCGAAGUUGUACACGCCGACGAGGAAGUUGGCGCUCCCCGACAACGCCAGCAGGACGAGGUAGAACGACUCGACUGCCAGUUGGCGGCAGGUACCGUCGGAGCGCUGGCGCGUCAGCCGGAGUUGGCCGAGCGACCCGGUCGCGAAGGUGCACAAGAGCAGGAGGUUGCCGACCAGCUGGAAGAGGCUGAGGUGGUUGAUGGUGCGCGCUUGUCGGCCGAGGAGACAGACGAAACGGCCGAGGCGGAAGAGGGCCACGACGUUGAACAGGAGCCCGAGGCAGCACAGGCCGCUCAGCACAUGGUACAACGGCUCCAUGAAGCCACUGUCGGAUCGAUAGAAGGUCGGCGCCGGUGA
Messenger RNA from Protopolystoma xenopodis, 384 nucleotides. The record is from the annotation of a GenBank genome assembly. NCBI's taxonomy places the organism in Eukaryota, Metazoa, Platyhelminthes, Monogenea, Polystomatidea, Polystomatidae.